UACGUCAGUUUAAAUGGCCCGGGCUCUGCUGUUUUAAGCGCUCGAAGCCCCCUUCCCCCUUGUUGCUGGCACAUACAACCAUGGGUAGCAUUUUCAGCAAAAAGGCAGGUAGUGCCUCUCACGUCACCCAACAUAGAGAUGUCCGCUAACGAUUGGAGUAGACUGCGGAUCAACCUGGAUAUGAGAUGACGGAUAUUGAUGUAUGCUGUCUCUCCCCGAUAUUCGUGCUUUUAUCCUCAUUCCUUUGGCCUUCUGUAAUUUGGACUUCGAAGCUUUAUGUUCCAGGUGGCGGUGGUGGUGGUGGUGGGGCCUGGGGCAGGGACCGUCGCGACCGCCGACAAGGGGAUCUACGCCAAGGACAACGGUUACACACUAUGUCGCGGCCAUAUUACGUAGCCGGGGCGGAGGUGCAGAUAUAGUGCAUACAUAUGGUCUGGACUCCGGAUCCUUGUUCAUUUACUUUGUAAGUCCUUCACGAAACAAACUUGGAUGUUAUUUACCAAUCGACAGAGUGACAUCAUCUAAUCACUCGCGCCCUCUAUUUUCUGGCAGGCCAAGAUGUCAAUUGCACAGUAGUGAUGCAGUCUUUGCAUAUUUAUCAAGUUAUCUGAACCAUUUUGGCCUAUCCUGAUAGUUGCCUGUUGUAGUAUGCGGUAGGGUUUGCAUCCUAAUGGAAGCCGAUCUAAAAUUUAAUGUAUUUUGUGGAGCAUGCUUCUACGUGCAUUUCUAAUCAGAUUCACCAAAGUGACGUACA
Messenger RNA from Cantharellus anzutake, 754 nucleotides. RefSeq lists its product as uncharacterized. Bases 203 to 631 code for a protein of 142 amino acids. The record is from RefSeq and is a predicted model, not a curated record. The transcript has a single exon. Lineage: Eukaryota; Fungi; Basidiomycota; Agaricomycetes; Cantharellales; Hydnaceae.